CCUGGACAGAGAUCCCUGCCCCUUCCUCCUCCUUCUCCUUCCUCCUGGUCUCCCAGCCGGCGGCGGCAGAGAGAGGGACUUAAGCCCGGGCUGCAGAUGCGGGGAGCUCGGCUGCAGAGUGAGAGAGAGACUGGUAGCGUGUAGGGAAGUUGGGGAAAGGAGGCGCCGUGCGAUAUUCGAGCCCGUUGUACAUCUGAAAGAGUUUGGAGUUUGUUUUUAGAGGCUCCGGGGGGUAGUCUGAAUUUUAGGGAAGUUAACUUUUUUGUUUUCUCCGUGUAGUGGUCAUGGGUUCCCAGCGGAGGCUCCGGGCCGGCCGGACAGCGCUGCUGCUCACGCUGCUGCUCACGGCUCUGUGGCAGCGCUGCUCUGCAAGUUGCCCGGAGAAAGACUUAGAGAAAAGGGAAGAGGAGGCCAACAUAGUUUUGACCGGCACCGUGGAGGAAAUCAUGAACAUGGACCCGGUGCAUAACACGUACUCAUGCAAGGUCAGGGUGUGGCGCUACUUGAAAGGGAAGUCCGUAGUCAAUGGUGAUAUUCUUCUGGAUGGCGGCAACAAGGUGAUGAUUGGUGGCUUUGGUGAUCCUGGGAUCUGUGACAACCAGGUUGCCACAGGUGACACCCGCAUAUUCUUUCUCAACUUGGCCCCGGAGUUCAUGUGGCCUGCACACAAGAAUGAACUGAUGCUCAACUCUAGUCUGAUGAGGAUUACCCUGCGUAACCUGGAGGAUGUCGAGCACUGCGUCGAAGACAAACCUCCUCACUUCACACCGGCCCAGCCUCCCGAUGGCUGCAGAGGGAUGCUGUGCGGUUUUGGUGCCGUUUGCGAGCGCGACCCGGCCGACCCGUCCAAAGCGGAGUGUGUUUGUAAGAGAGUCGUUUGUCCGUUGGUGGUUGCACCUGUCUGUGGCUCGGAUUCAUCCACCUACUCCAAUGAGUGUGAGCUAGAGAAGGCCCAGUGCAACACACAGCGACGCAUUAAGGUGCUGCGCAAAGGACCCUGCUCUCUAAAGGACCCAUGCACCGAGGUGACCUGCAGCUACGGCAGCACCUGCGUCCAGUCGUCAGAUGGCUUGUCAGCUAAGUGCAUGUGUCCGCUGGGGUGUGAGGGCAAACUGCACCAGACGGUGUGUGGCAGCGAUGGAAAAGACUAUCUCAAUGAAUGUGAGCUCCACCAGCAGGCAUGCAAGCACCAGAAGAACGUGCGAGUGCAACACCUAGGGCCCUGUGACCCAUGUAAAGACAAUGAAAACAGUGUGAAUGUGAUGUGCCGAGUGGAGGCCCUCACCCGCCAGCCCCAGGUCUUUGACUCUGCUGACUCCUGUUCGCCAAGCAGCGAGCCACUGUGCGCCAGCGACGGCCACACAUACCCUAGCGAGUGCGCCAUGCUUCGUACAGGCUUGCAGAAAGAUAUCAGACUCAGGAAGAUCCACGCAGGGCGAUGCCAGAAGCUGGAGGAGUGUAAGGAGGACUGUACGUUCAAUGCGGUGUGCCUGGUGGAGCGGCUGGGCGUCCGCUGUUCCUGUGAUCCCAUCAAUUGUGACGGCAGCUACAAACCCCUGUGUGGCAAGGACGGGCGCACCUAUGCCAACGACUGCGAGCGACGCAAGGCUGAGUGCCAGGCCAAGACCCACAUUCCUGUCAAGCACCAAGGGCCCUGUGAUCUCCACAUACCAAGCCCCUGCCUGGAGAAGGUGUGCGAGCACGGCGCCGUGUGUGUGGUGAAGAACGGCGAGCCGGUGUGCGAGUGCCCUGAGGCGUGCCCGCAGACGCCCGACCCGGUGUGUGGCAGCGACGGCCAGAGCUACGGCAGCCCCUGUGAGAUGCGGGCGAUAGGUUGCGCCUUGCAAAAAGCCAUCCACAUCCAGCACAAAGGACACUGCGAUAAGACUUGUGCCAACUGCUCUUUUGGGGCAAUCUGUGAUGCCCAGACGGGGCAAUGCGUGUGUCCAUCGGAGUGUGUGGAGUCCCACCAGCCUGUCUGCGGCAGUGACGGUACAACUUACGACAGCGAGUGUGAGCUGAAUGUGCGAGCCUGCAAGGAGCAGAUGGACCUUCGUGCGGUCAGCCAGGGCGACUGCAAAACAUGCGGUGGUGCCAUUUGUUCCUGGGGUGCCCGCUGCAUCAAGAACCAAUGUGAGUGCCCAGUAUGCACGGGCCAGGUGAUCUCACCAGUGUGCGGAAGCGACGGCCUCACCUACACCAGCGAGUGCGAACUCCGCCAGUCCUCGUGCAUCUUCAGGAAGAAAAUUGAGGUGGCAAAGCUCGGCCGCUGCGACGAGGACUGUGGCUCCGGAGGAUCAGGCUCAGGUGUGGAGAGCUGUGAACAGGACCGGUGUCGGACAUUCGGAGGCUCGUGGGAUGAGGAUGCUGAGGAAGAUCGCUGCAUCUGUGACUUCAACUGCCAGAGUGUGCCUCUCAGUCAGGUGUGUGGCUCAGACGGACGAACCUACAACAACGAGUGCGAGCUGAAGAAGGCCAGAUGUGAGAAACAAGACAACUUGCUGAUCCAGAAUCAGGGACUUUGUCCAGCGAUUUCAGCCACAUCUCCUCCUGACGUGACAGCGAUACAACACUGCAGUCUGUCUGUGUACGGCUGCUGCAACGACAACGAGACGGCUGCCCUGGGCGUGGGACUUGCCGGAUGCCCCAGUACCUGUCAGUGUAAUGCCUAUGGGUCCUACAAGGGGACAUGCGACCCGACCACGGGUCAGUGCUCCUGUAAGCCCGGCGUCGGUGGACAGAAAUGCGACCGGUGCGAGCCAGGCUUCUGGAACUUCCGUGGCAUAGUGACCGAAAACAUGAGUGGCUGCACACCAUGUAACUGCGACGCGGUGGGCUCAGUUCGGGACGACUGCGAGCAGAUGUCGGGCCUGUGCUCCUGCAAGACAGGAGUGAAAGGCAUGAAGUGCAACGUGUGUCCAGACGGUAGCAAGAUGGGCAUGAGCGGCUGCGACAAAGGUCCUGAAGCCCCAACUUCAUGUGACGAGCUAGAAUGCAGUUUUGGAGCUACCUGCAUCAUGGUCAAUGGCCAAGCCCACUGCGAGUGCCCUUCAUCUGAUUGUGAUGAGAAAAACAAGACCAAGGUGUGUGGCUCAGAUGGGGUGACCUACGCUGACCAGUGCCAGCUGAGGACCAUAGCCUGUAGGCAGGACAAGGACAUAACCGUGCAACACUUUGGCCAGUGCACAGAAACCAUCUCCGUGCCGGCUGACCGACCCACCCCCAACCCCCUCACCACCACCCCCAACCCAGCUGCAGCCGUCACCUUCACCACCCCCUUCCCCACCAACCUGGUCGAGGGCAUUCCGCCUCCACGGACCGUCGAGAUGGACCCGCCGACCACCGAGCGGCCCCGGGUCACCACCACCUCCUCCUCCUCCUCCCCCACCCCUCAGCCACCCCAGCCCACCACCACCACCACCACCGCCGCCUCCCCCCACCGCCACAGCAGCCCCGGCCCCUCCGCCAUGGCCACCUUUGAGGAGUCGGGCAGCGGCGAGCCCAGCGGGGACGAAGAGGAGGAGGAGGAGCGGGAGAGAGGUAGCGGUGCCAUGGGGGACUCCAGCGGAGAAGGGGAGCCCAUCGGUCCCACGGUGGUAACCACCACCCUGCCCACGGCCGAGGACAGGUCAUCCUGCGACAACACGCCCUUCGGCUGCUGCCCCGAUGGCAAGACGGCGUCCAGCACCCCAGAGGGCGCCAACUGCCCCACAACCACAAAGUUCAGCGGCUUCCUGCUAUUGGACCAGGUGGAGGGCCAGGAGGUUUUCUACACCCCCGAGAUGGAGGAUCCCAAGUCGGAACUGUUUGGAGAAACGGCCCGCAGCAUAGAGAGCGCUGUCAAUGAAUUGUUCAGGAAGUCGGAGGUGCAGAAAGACUUUAUGAGUGUCCGCAUCCGCAACUUGGCACCAAGCAACUCCAUCCUUGCUUUGUUGGAGGCCCACUUCAAACCAGACACCAGAUACACGGUGGAGGACAUCAAAGAAGCCCUGUUGAAACAGCUGAAGGCCUCCAGGGACACCAGUAUUGCCGUGAGGAAGCCAGAGGAAGAGAAUAUUCGCUUCACCAACUAUGGACUCUCCUCCAUCCCCUUCUUCACCACCACGACCACCACCACGGCGUCCGUCACCAUGCCCACCACGGCCACCACCACCACCACCGCUCGGCCUACAACCACCACCGCUUGGCCUACAACCACCACUGCCUGGCUUGUAACCACCACCGCCCGGCUUCAGACCACAACGCCCUACAUCAGCCGCCGCCCAGACACCACCCGGCGUCCCUACUACGGCAGGCGGACCACCACGACCUCGGCCCCCGUCACCACCAUGUUCCCCACCACCACCCUGUUCCCCACCACCACCGUCCACAGCAGGACCAGGCUUCACCAACCCAAGGUCCAGAGGCCGUGCGACUCCCACCCCUGCCUUCACGGGGGCACCUGCGAGGAUGACGGGGCUGACUUCAGCUGCAUCUGCCCGGCCGGCCGGGGGGGCUCCGUCUGCGAGAAGGUCAUCAAGUACUUCAUCCCGUCAUUCGGGGGCAAGUCCUACCUGGCCUUCCCCACCAUGAGGGCGUACCACACAGUGCGCAUCGCCAUGGAGUUCAGGGCAUCCGAGAUGACAGGCAUCCUGCUCUACAACGGCCAGGAAGGCAAGAAGGACUUCCUCUCCCUGGCCUUGGUCAACGGCAAGGUGGAGCUCAGGUUUAACACAGGUUCAGGAACGGGCAUAGUGGUCAGCAACGUAGCAGUGAAGCAAGGCCGUUGGCACCAGCUUGUGGUGACCCGCAACCGCCGCAACGCCAUGCUGAGUGUGGACAGCGAGCCACAUAUCGAGGGCCAGAGCCCACGUGGCACCGACGGCCUCAACCUCGACACCGACCUGUUCAUUGGAGGAGUGCCUGAGGACAUCACACUCGAUGUGACGGAAAGAACAACAGUGGCCACAGGUCUGGUGGGCUGCAUCCGCCUGCUGGAUGUCAACAACCGGGUGUACAACCUGCAGGAGAACGAGGGUGAUGUUCUAUACGGCACCGGUGUAGGCGAAUGCGGCAACAACCCCUGCCAGCCAAACCCCUGUAAGAACGGAGCGGCCUGCCAGGUCAAGGAGGCUGAGAUGUUCCACUGCAAGUGCACCGGUGGCUACUGGGGCCCAACUUGUGCUGAUGUCCAUAACCCAUGCGAGCCAAACAGGUGCCACCCAUCCUCCCAGUGCCAGGUGCUUCCCGAGGGAGGCUACAAAUGCGAGUGCCCAAUGGGACGUGAGGGGAAUCACUGCGAGAAAGUGGCUGAGAGGAAAGGGACUUACAUGCCGCUAUUCAAUGGAGACUCUUACCUGGAGCUGAAGGGGCUGCAUCUCUAUGGACACGAUCUGCAUCAGAAAGUCAGCAUGACUGUGGUUCUCAUGGCCAAUGACUCCAACGGCGUGAUCUUCUACAACGGCCAGAAGACAGAUGGUAAAGGAGACUUCAUCUCUCUAGCCCUCAACGAAGGCAUCCUGGAGUUCCGCUAUGACCUGGGCAAGGGACCUGCAGUCAUCAGGAGUAAAGAGCGGAUCCAGCUGAAUGUGUGGAACACCGUCAACUUGGAGCGCUCCAACCGCAAAGGAGAGAUCAUGGUUAACGAGAGGGAUCCUGUCCGUGGGGAGUCACCGAAAUCACGCAAGAACCAGCACACUGCUCUUAACCUGAAAGAGUCUCUUUAUGUUGGUGGAGCUCCUGAUUUCAGCCGGCUAGCAAGGGCUGCUGCGCUCAAAGAUGGCUUCCAGGGAACCAUCCAGAAGAUCACCCUGAUGGGUACGCCCAUCCUCAAGCAGGAGAACGCCCUGCACUCCAGCAAUGUGGCCAUGUUCCAGGGCCAUCCCUGUUCCCAGGAGCCCUGCCACAACGGCGGGCACUGCAACCCGCAGCUGGACAACUAUGAGUGUGUUUGCCUGAAUGGCUUCUCAGGCGGACACUGUCAGAACACCAUCUAUGAGAAGUCCGCCGGAGAGACAGAGGCCAUCGCCUUUGACGGUCGGACGUUCAUCGAGUACCACAAUGCUGUUACCAAGAGUGAAAAGGCUCUGCUGGUCAACAAAUUUGAGUUGAGCAUUCGGACGGAGGCGACUCAGGGCCUGGUGUUGUGGAGCGGGAAGGGCGUGGAGCGUUCUGACUACAUCGCCCUGGCCAUCGUGGACGGACGCAUCCAGAUGACCUACGACCUGGGCGCUAAGCCUGUUGUGCUGCGCUCCUCGGUGCGUGUUGACACCAACCGCUGGAUCCGCAUCAAGGCCAGCAGGGCACUUAGAGACGGCUCUCUACAGGUUGGCAAUGAGGCAGCGGUAACAGGGUCAUCGCCUUUGGCAGCAACACAGCUGGACACAGACGGAGCGCUCUGGUUGGGCGGCCUGGAGGAGUUGGCGGUGGCCCGUCGGCUGCCCAAGGCCUACAGCACCGGCUUUGUGGGCUGCAUUAAAGACGUGGUGGUGGACGGCGUGGAGCUCCACCUGGUGGAGGACGCCUUAAACAGCCCCAAAAUAUUACACUGUCCUGCUGCCAAAUAACCCGGCCGAGAGGAAACAUAUCGCGAGAAACAAACAAACAAACAAAAACAAAUCCCCUCCCAUCCGCUCCCUCCAUUGCGCCCGUGUCUCCUGCUGUAAUUAUUUUCUAUUUUUGUAUACUUUUUCGUCGCUUUUUAUAUUGGAAAGGAAAUGUGUUUGUUUUGUUUUGUUUUAUAAUUUUUUUUUUUCCGAACCUCCAUUCACAACAUAGUCCUCCUCUACUGCCCCGCCCCCCCCCCCGCCCUCAUCCUUCCAUCUCUCUCUCUAGCAGCAGGCGUGCGUCGUCCCUGUGAAUAAGAGGUAUUUUAUUCUUUGUUGUUUUAAAACAGACGCCAACGGAGAAAGAAAAAAAUAGACAAAAAAAAAAAAAAGAAAAGAAACGCCUGCUCUUGUUCCUCGCUUAUUACUUGAACACUGGUGGACCUCAUCGAUGAUCUCUGGUUACUGCCUUGUCUUGGUGCCAUAUCUAUCGUUCACAUUCCCCCAAGCAUGGCCCAUACACCCACAUUAUAGACACACAUUCCCCCGUCGGCGAGGGCUGGGUGCAGGAUCCGCCGCCGCCGCCGCACAUGGUGUCUUGACGCUGCGGCCGGCCGGCGAACAGUCAACGAGCUCCGCGUUCAGCCUCAGUUGCCCGCUGUAUUUUCCUAAUGGGACUUUUCAGAUAUCAGUCAAGCUGCUACGAUGAGAAAGUAGACCUUCGCAAACCACUCGAUCAACGCGCCCAUCUCCCAGCGCCGCAGAACACGCCCCUCUCCGCUCAGAGCCUCAUGUUGAAAUCUGCCUCGCCGACACGACGGAGAGAGAGAGAGCGCCGCGCUGCACCACGACUCGCAUCGCCAUCAGUCAUCAAUCAAGAAACUAAUCAUAGACGUGAAUAAAUGUAAUAAAUAUAGAGUAUAUAAAUAAUACCUGAGACUGUGAAUAUGUAAGAUGGGUUCUCUUGGGAGACUUCUCAAAUAUUGUGCGUUCUGUUUUACAAUCAAGCAGAGGAACUUACGAUGACCACUAUAGAUGCAUGCACUUCUGCAGUGUUGGUUUGAUUCUGUUUUGUUUUGUUUUUGUUUUUGUUUUCAUUUUUGUUUUUUUGUUUGUUUUUUUGCUCUUUUUAAAGGAAAUAUUGUUUUAUUCAUUCCAAAAAAAAAAAAAAAACCUUUUCCGAUCUGCAAUGUUAACAUGGUGAAUCCAUGUCAGUGGACAUGCUUUGCAUUGACUGAUGGGAUUUCACAAACAGAGCUACCAGAAAUAUUUGUCUUUUUUUUUUUUUUCAUGUAUCGUUUUGAGGUUUUUUUUUUUUCUUUGGGAGCAGUUUAGUUUCGCUGGACCUGAAAUGGUGCAUAAGGGGAAGAGCUGUUACCAUAGCCGACCUUACGGAGGUGCUGAAAGCAAAGGCUGAAGAAAGGAGAGAGAAAGGAGGUGAGGAGUGAUCGCUUCGACUCUUGGGGAUGUCCUGCCAACCAACAGUCAGUCGUCAACAACAACAACAACAACAACAAAAUCUUCAAGCUUCAAAAACUUUUUUUGUCUGAGACUUCAUUUCUUUUCGUAUUUGACCAAGAAGCAGGAUACCUUGCAUUCUGGGAGAAAUCUUUCCGGCUGUUGACAGAGGGACAAUGUGAUGUUGUUGUGACCUUGAAGCCAUAACAGCCGUAAAAUGGAGAAAAAAAAAAA
Molecule: messenger RNA, 8216 nt
Organism: Myripristis murdjan (pinecone soldierfish)
Lineage: Eukaryota; Metazoa; Chordata; Actinopteri; Holocentriformes; Holocentridae
Gene: agrn
Product: agrin
Exons: 38
Coding region: 285-6545 (2086 amino acids)
Biological process (GO): receptor clustering
Molecular function (GO): laminin binding; calcium ion binding
Source: RefSeq, a predicted model, not a curated record